Echinostoma caproni is the source of this 546-nucleotide messenger RNA. The record is from the annotation of a GenBank genome assembly. NCBI's taxonomy places the organism in Eukaryota, Metazoa, Platyhelminthes, Trematoda, Plagiorchiida, Echinostomatidae.
AUGCACUUCUACGUCACCAAAAGUUAUGACGAGUUCACCCCAUAUCGAAACCACGGUUGCAUUGUCGAUGUGCAACCCCCUCUCCAGUUGCGUCCUCGUGAUGCUCGGACCGCUGAGGGACCGCAUUCGGGACCAUAUAUUGAGACCGGAUUGGAUUGUUUAAAUGCACGAACCGGAAACGCGGACGGUUUGCCUGUCAAUUCUGGUCCUCUGGUAAACACGGCAGCGGAUACAUGUGCCUCGGUGGCUGAAGCCACAGCAACAGGACUUUCGGCCGCGUCCAACCUGGCAUCCAGAGUGAAUGGACCCGCACCGUUGGACGAGAUCACUGGGUUUGAAAGUGGCUAUCAUAUGGACAAGGAAUCCAAUAUUAUCGUCCUACUCGGGAGCACCUCAGCUUAUGUGAUCGCUCUGGAAGGCACAGACGAAAUGUUCCGUUGGGCAGAAACCAUGUCACGCAUCUUGACUGGUGAGUCUCUUCGCGUUUUUGCUGGUCUGGUAAUUGAUGGAGCCAAGAUUGGAUUACACUUGUUUAUUUUACUGUAA